CCAUGGGGAGCCCCCGGGCCGCGCGGCUCCUUCUCCUCCUGCGCCCGGUGAAGCUGCUGCGGAGGCGCUUCCGGCUGCUGCUGGCGCUCGCCGUGGUGUCCGUGGGGCUCUGGACUCUGUAUCUGGAACUGGUGGCGUCGGCCCAGGUCGGCGGGAACCCCCUGAAUCGGAGGUAUGGCAGCUGGAGAGAACUGGCCAAAGCUCUGGCCAGCAGGAACAUUCCAGCUGUGGACCCACACCUCCAGUUCUACCACCCCCAGAGGCUGAGCCUCGAGGACCAUGAAAUUGACCGAGGUGGAAGCAGUAACAGCAGCUACUUGAAGUGGAACAAGCCUGUCCCCUGGCUCUCAGAGUUCCGGGGCCGUGCCAACCUGCACGUGUUUGAGGACUGGUGUGGCAGCUCUGUCCAGCAGCUCAGGAGGAACCUGCAUUUCCCACUCUACCCCCAUAUUCGCACAACCCUGAGGAAGCUGGCUGUGUCCCCCAAAUGGACCAACUAUGGCCUUCGCAUCUUUGGCUACCUGCACCCCUUUACCGAUGGGAAAAUCCAGUUUGCCAUUGCUGCAGAUGACAACGCGGAGUUCUGGCUGAGCCUCGAUGAUCAGGUCUCAGGCCUCCAGCUGCUGGCCAGUGUGGGCAAGACUGGAAAGGAGUGGACAGCCCCUGGAGAGUUUGGGAAAUUUCGGAGCCAAAUUUCCAAGCCGGUGAGCCUGUCAGCCUCCCACAGGUACUAUUUCGAGGUGUUGCACAAGCAGAAUGAGGAGGGCACCGACCACGUGGAAGUCGCGUGGCGACGGAAUGACCCUGGAGCCAAGUUCACCAUCAUCGACUCCCUCUCCCUGUCUCUCUUCACAAAUGAGACAUUCCUACGGAUGGAUGAGGUGGGCCACAUCCCACAGACAGCAGCCAGCCACGUGGGCUCCUCCGACACUCUUCCCAGGGAUGAGCAGCCCCCCGCCGACAUGCUUCGGCCUGACCCCCGUGACACCCUCUACCGAGUGCCUCUGAUCCCCAAGUCACGUCUCCGCCAUGUUCUGCCUGACUGUCCCUACAAACCCAGCUACCUGUUGGACGGGCUCCCUCUGCAGCGCUACCAGGGACUCCGGUUUGUUCAUCUGUCUUUUGUUUACCCCAAUGACUAUACCCGCCUGAGCCACAUGGAGACCCACAAUAAGUGCUUCUACCAGGAAAAUGCCUACUACCAAGACAGGUUCAGCUUUCAAGAGUACAUCAAGAUUGACCAGCCUGAGAAGCAGGGACCGGAGUUGCCAGUAGGUUUUAAGGAAAGCCUUCUAGAAGAGCCCCAAUAUGGAGAUGUGGCAGAGGAGACCCCAGCCUCCAAUGACCAGAAUGCCAGGAUGCUGGAGGGAAAACAGACACCUGCCUCCACUCCGGAACAAGAUGUCACCGACUACCGCCUCCGAAGCCUGCGGAAACUCCUGGCUCAGCCUCGCGAGGGCCUGCGGGCCCCCUUCUCCAAGCAGAACUCCACAACGCCCUUCCCAGGGGGCACCGGCAGCAUUCCAGUGCCGCAGCCAGAGAAGAGGAAGCAAAAACUCAACCCUGAGCCCAGCCAAGAUUCACCUCAUUCUGACAAGUGGCCCCCUGGGAAGAACUUGCCUCAGAUUCGGGGGCCCAGACCCAGGCUCCAGCUCAAGCCUACUAAUGACAGCCCCAAGAAGACUCUAGAGCAGUCGCAGUGGCUGAACCAGGUGGAGUCGUACAUUGCAGAGCAGAGAUGGGCUGACAGGAUGCAGCCUCAGGCACCCAGGAGGGGCUGGCAUGGGGAUGAGGAAGUGGUGGCAGCUGUAGGCCAGGAAGGACAAGUGGAGGGAGAGGAAGAGGGAGGAGAAGAGGAAGAGGAAGAGGAUAUGAGUGAGGUGUUCGAGUACGGACCUGCAUUUGAUCCGGUUGUAAACUGGGACCAGACCUUCAGUGCCCGGAAUCUUGAUUUCCAAGCCCUGAGAACUGACUGGAUCGAUCUGAACUGUAACACAUCUGGCAACCUGCUGCUUCCAGAGCAGGAAGCUCUUGAGGUCACGCGGGUCUUCUUGAAGAAGCUCAACCAGAGGAGUCGGGGGAGGUACCAGCUACAGCGCAUUGUGAAUGUGGAGAAGCGACAGGACCAGCUACGUGGGGGUCGCUACCUCUUGGAGCUUGAACUGUUGGAACAAGGCCAGCGCGUGGUACGGCUCUCGGAGUUUGUGUCUACGCGAGGCUGGCAGGGCAUCGAUCCAGCUGGCAGAGAGGAGGCUGAGGCCCGGAACCUACAAGGCCUGGUCUGGGACCCACACAGCCGUCGGAGACAAGUCCUGAAUAGCCGGGCCCGAGAGCCCAAGCUGUGCUGGCCCCAGGGUUUCUCUUGGAACCACCAGGCCGUGGUCCACUUCAUUGUGCCUGUAAAGAACCAGGCACGCUGGGUACAGCAGUUCAUCAAAGACAUGGAAAACCUGUUCCCGGUCACCGGCGACCCACACUUCAACGUCAUCGUCACUGACUAUAGCAGUGAGGACAUGGAUGUUGAGAUGGCGCUAAAGAGGUCCAAGCUGCGGAGCUACCAAUACGUGAAGCUAAGUGGAAACUUUGAGCGCUCAGCUGGACUUCAGGCUGGCAUAGACCUCGUGAAGGACCCCCACAGCAUCAUCUUCCUCUGUGACCUCCACAUCCACUUCCCAGCUGGAGUCAUCGAUGCCAUUCGGAAGCACUGUGUGGAGGGAAAGAUGGCCUUUGCCCCCAUGGUGAUGAGGUUGCAUUGUGGGGCCACCCCCCAGUGGCCUGAGGGCUACUGGGAGGUGAAUGGAUUUGGGCUGCUCGGCAUCUACAAGUCUGACAUGGACAGGGUUGGGGGCAUGAACACCAAGGAGUUCCGAGACCGCUGGGGAGGGGAAGACUGGGAGCUGCUGGACAGGAUCCUCCAAGCGGGUCUGGAAGUGGAGCGUCUCUCCCUCAGGAAUUUCUUCCAUCACUUCCAUUCCAAGCGAGGCAUGUGGAACCGCCGCCAGAUGAAGAUGCUGUAGCUGCAGGGUGUUCGCUGGACCCAGCACUCCCUGCUCCUUGACUAGCAGCAGAUCCUCAGGGCCCAGCUGCUGUUCGGGGAUGGGGAGCGGUCCCCAGGAGGCCUUGAAGCUGACUUCAUCUGGAGCCAUCCCCUCACAGAGGCAGGUGCCAGGGCUCCUCCCUCUAUUCCCUGGGCCUUCAGAAGGGAGGACUUUGAGAGAGAGGCCAGGAGGGGCCACUUGUUCAGUGAAGAACGGGGACAGCUCCUGAGAAGGACGAAUCAGGAAGGAGAGAAUGGCUGACAUCAUCCUCAUCCGUGAAGGUGCAUGCCCACACCACCAGGCGCUCCUCAGGCCAAGUGCUGACCACCAACUAGACACUCUUCUAGUGGACCUAUUUUAUUGGUGGGGGUGGAGAUUUUUAAAACAGAAAACCAAAACUGCUGUCCAGAGGGCGGUAAGGUUGUGCAUUGAGGGACUGUCCCCACAUGCAGACCUCCCGCCCACUCCUAUGUCCUUGGGCAUUGUCCCUUGCCUCGGGGAUGAUCCCAUGUGGGGCAGUUCCCUGCUCCACCCCAGGCUCGUGCCUUCCAGAGACACAUCUCCCAGUAGCCACCAAACGGCAGGCCACCAAUUAGGGCAUUAACCUUCUCCUCCAGAUGCUCACUUCAGACCAGAAGCACAGAAGGGGCUGUUCCUGGGGCUUGGGCAUUGGGAGCUGAGGAGCUGGGUGGUGGGCUUGCCACUCCCCGUCACUGGACACUCAGGCCUGCCUGCAGAACAGGCAAGGUGAUGAAGGUGGGGGAGAGAAGCCUGUCCCCUUCCUGGCAUGCCUGUGGGUAGGCCUCUGGAGAACACAUGAAGAGGGAAACAGGAUGUGGCCAUAUCUGUCAAUUUCCUUAGACGAGAGAGGGCUGGGGGCUGGGCAGAAAGAGAUGAAAAGAAAGUGGAAGCUGUGAGCCUUGCAUCCAGCUCCCUGGCAGACCUGCCCUUCUACAGGGAGAGCCCUGGCCGCCUCGCCUUGUGUGGAAGAAGAGGAAGUUGUGUAUGGGAGUGAAACCCUGGAGCAGGGACCAGGGAGCAGAAUAAGAAGGGGGCAGGAUGAGAGGUUUGGGGAAGGUGAGAACAUUCCCCUGAGAAAUCCCCUGGAAGCAUGGAGAGGGGUGGGAGCAGGAGGAACUGAAGAGUGGAGCAAUUUCAGGGAAAAUAGUCCUUGGCCUUUUUAGUCUACGCCACCCUUUCUGUCACCUGGUGACCUUGUACUUUUCUUGCACUAAUAACCCCCAGUGCUUUUGUGGCUGGGGGUUUUUCUAUUGCUGCUGCUGCCUCCGCUGCUGCUGUGAAUUCACCCAUGGUGCAUUUGGACACUGCAUCUUGAACUCCAGAGUCUCACAGGGUGUGGGACAGGUGUGGGGGGACCCAGAAGAGCAGGCCACUGAGCCCACGCUCCAGGCUGUGACGGGCCAAAUCACAGCACUGGAGAUGCAGGGUCUGCCUGGCGGGCUCUGCAUUCCCCAAGAGCAUGAGCUUGGCACACAGGAGAGUAGAGUUCAUGGAGAAACUUCUGGGGUCUGGGGAGAAUCCCUACCUUCCUCUAAGGAAUUAUGAAGGACAAAGACUUUUGAGUUAACAUGCUGUGGCUUAGGAUAGCCAAACCUGCUCCCUGAGCUGUGGCUUCUGGUCCCUGCUGAGGCCUACUGUCCCCUGGAGAAGGGUCACGGGCCUAGGCUAGGGCUGCAGUUGGCCAGUGGGGUUGCCAGUUUCUUUCUGGGACCACUCUCAUCUUUGGGCAUUGCACUAGAAGGAUGGAACCAGCCCAAACUGCCCGCCUGCUUCACUUACAACGACUAGGAGCCAGCCCAGCCUCUUGCCCUGCCCACCACCCCUGCGCCCUGGGCCAGUGCCUUGACUUCGAUGUUUGUUACCUCCAUACCAUCUGCCUUAAGGGGAAGGGCCGGGCAUGGCCCCUACUCCCUAGGGAAAUGUCUUGGGUGGGAAGGGUGUGGGAUGGUGGGAGGGGAAGCAUUAAAUACAGCAACUUCCUAGAAAA
Callithrix jacchus (white-tufted-ear marmoset) is the source of this 5046-nucleotide messenger RNA. RefSeq names its product beta-1,4-N-acetyl-galactosaminyltransferase 3 (gene B4GALNT3). The record is from RefSeq and is a predicted model, not a curated record. Lineage: Eukaryota; Metazoa; Chordata; Mammalia; Primates; Cebidae. Gene Ontology annotation, molecular function: acetylgalactosaminyltransferase activity. Gene Ontology annotation, cellular component: Golgi cisterna membrane.